UAACGCAGCCUCCUCCGGCAGCCACCCCUCCACGUCCUUCGCCACCAUGGCCNGGGUGCAUGGUGUGCGGCCCCUGCGGCGGCAGCGGCAACUGCGGUUCGAGCGGCAUGACCGUGAGCUACGCCAACUACUUUCAGCACCCGUUUUCGGGGCCUUCCAUGUUUACUUUCCCCUUUCUGCCCUUCAACCCUUUGUGUAGCAACGGCUACAUCAACACGCAGCAGUACAACAGCAGCACCACGUUCCCCGUGGUUCACACCGCCUACAACAGCGGCAUCGCCACGUGCACCGCCGCGGUGCCGCCGAUGCAGAACUGUAUGGCGGGGACGGCCGGGGUGUAUCAGGCCCAGGGGAUGAUGGGCAACAGCAACGGUUCGAGUCACAAAAAAAACGGGAACCUCUCCUGUUACAACUGCGGGGCCAGUGGUCACAGAGCUCAGGACUGCAAACAGCCUCCCAUGGAUUUCAACCGACAAGGUACGUUCAGGCUGAAAUACGCUCCUCCCUCCGAAAGCCUUGACUCCACAGACUGA
This is a messenger RNA of Apaloderma vittatum (bar-tailed trogon), 533 nucleotides long. Its product is annotated as zinc finger CCHC domain-containing protein 14-like. The record is from RefSeq and is a predicted model, not a curated record. Gene Ontology annotation, molecular function: zinc ion binding; nucleic acid binding. Lineage: Eukaryota; Metazoa; Chordata; Aves; Trogoniformes; Trogonidae.